GCCUGGAUGAGUGGAUUUCAGGUUAUUUGCUGGAUAUGCAGCAGUAUUUGCAGGGAGUAUGGAGCUGUGUAAGAUCGUCGUCACACAUUUCGUUUAUCGUUAUUUAUCUUGUCGCGAACGGAGAUAAUUACAACGACCGACUGAUUAAGACGACAGACCGCAUACCAAUGGCUAUAUUUUCCCAAGCUGUGGUUUUCAAUAUUGCUAUGCAUUCAACUUUCUGAAAAAGAUAAGACAAGGCCCUAUCUAUUGCCUCUUUGCCAACCGCAACAAUGUAUCAGGUUAUAAGAGGAUUUAUACUAACGGACUCCCGAUGCUGGGAUCCCGACAGUCAAAGGUCAUACCAGGACCUGUUCGAUAAACUGGACACCAACAAGGAUGGGAAGGUGGAUGUUGCCGAAUUGAGAGCAGGCCUAACCGCAAUGGGCAUAUCAUUCCGCAAAGGUGCAGCGCAGAAAAUUGUAUCGUCCGGUGACAAAAACAAAGAUGGAGGGCUUGACUUCAACGAGUUCAACAAAUAUCUGAAAGAGCAUGAAAAGAAACUGCGCCUUACGUUCAAGAGCUUGGACAAAAACAACGACGGGCGCAUCGAUGCCUCUGAGAUUAAGCAGUCCCUUGAAGAGCUGGGCAUGGACAUCACCCAGGAAGAGGCCCAGACCAUCCUACAAAGCAUGGACAUCGAUGGUACCAUGAUGGUGGACUGGAACGAGUGGAGGGAUCACUUCCUGUUCAACCCUGCCCAUAACCUGAACGAGAUCGUACGCUACUGGAAACACUCCACGGUGCUGGACAUAGGAGAGAGUAUUGCCAUCCCUGAUGAGUUCACUGAGGAGGAGAAGACCUCGGGAGGCUGGUGGAAACAGCUGGCUGCCGGGGCGAUGGCCGGGGCGGUCUCUCGCACAGGCACCGCCCCCCUGGACAGGGUGAAGGUCUUCAUGCAGGUCCACUCCUCCAAGUCCAACCGGAUCACCCUGUUGGGAGGAUUCAAACAGAUGAUUAAGGAAGGGGGCGUGGCCUCACUAUGGCGAGGGAACGGGAUCAACGUGUUAAAGAUCGCCCCUGAGACCGCUAUCAAAUUCAUGGCCUACGAACAGUAUAAGAAGCUGCUGACUCCAGAGGGAGAGAAGGUCCAGACCUACCAGAGGUUCAUGGCUGGCUCUCUGGCAGGCGCCACGGCCCAGUCGUCCAUCUACCCCAUGGAGGUCAUGAAGACCAGACUGACUCUGGGGAAAACUGGGCAGUAUAAUGGAAUGUUUGACUGUGCCAAGAAGAUUCUGAGGAAAGAGGGCAUCAAAGCCUUCUAUAAAGGCUACACUCCCAACAUGAUCGGCAUCAUUCCCUAUGCUGGCAUCGACCUAGCUGUUUACGAGAGUCUGAAGAAUGCCUGGUUGUCCCGCUAUGCCAAAGACACGGCCAACCCUGGCAUCCUGGUGCUGUUAGGAUGUGGCACCAUCUCCAGCACGUGUGGCCAGCUGGCCAGCUACCCCCUCGCCCUGCUCCGCACACGCAUGCAGGCGCAGGCAACUCUGGAUGCGUCAGACAAGUCCACCAUGAGUGGGCUAGUGAAGGGGAUCCUGGCUAACGAGGGGUUCUUUGGACUCUACCGGGGUAUCCUGCCCAACUUCAUGAAAGUCAUUCCUGCUGUGAGCAUCAGCUAUGUGGUCUACGAAUACAUGAAGACCGGCCUGGGGAUCUCAAAAUGAGGAUUGAUCCAUCUCCGAAUGAUGCAGGGAUCGUGAAAUAGGUUGUUAGAUCGUUAGAUCUUUUAGACAGUCAACCAGAUUUGUGUUGCACAUAGACUUCUAUGUUCCCGCGUAGCCAAACAUCGAGAUCAUGUUCGCUCUGCGAGCCUCGCAAGGAGAAGCUAAGGCUAGUUCAAACUGGGCCAUAUCAGUAAACUCCAAAAAUGACAUUCACCCCUUUAACGCACAGCGAUAUGAGACAUAUCCAACACAAAAGAUGGUGCAAUAUAACUGAGAAGAACUGCAUUAUGGGUCUUACACUGUAUAAGGGGAAAGGAGAAGGUAUUCAGGUGAACACUGUUGAGAGCUUUGUCUAAAGUAUUUUCUGUUCUUCUGUAAUAUGAAGUACUCCAUGUGCACGUAAGCGAUUAUAUUAUUAUUGAAGUGUGCCUUACCCUCAGUUAAAUAUCAUAACUGUAUAUUUUAUUUGGUUGUUUUUUAUUGAUGUUUUUACACUUUCAGUGUAAUUUACAACAGCCUCAAUGCUAUGUUUUUCAUGUGUUUUUCCCCCAUAUGUAUUUCCAUUGUUGUUCUUGACUGUUAAGCUGUAUCCCUAGCAAAAUAUUUAUACUUACAAACCUGCAUGCAAAUAUUGCCUGUCAAUCAUGAAUGGAGCUGAGGGAAAGUCUUAAAAACAGAAAUUCAAUCUGCUAAUACUGGAAUUCAGAAUAAUCCCACCUGUGACACACACACACACACACACACACACACACACACACACACACACACCUGCAGUUCAAUACACACACACAC
This is a messenger RNA of Oncorhynchus masou masou (cherry salmon), 2495 nucleotides long. Its product is annotated as mitochondrial adenyl nucleotide antiporter SLC25A24-like. The transcript has 10 exons. Gene Ontology annotation, molecular function: calcium ion binding; ATP transmembrane transporter activity. NCBI's taxonomy places the organism in Eukaryota, Metazoa, Chordata, Actinopteri, Salmoniformes, Salmonidae. The record is from RefSeq and is a predicted model, not a curated record. Gene Ontology annotation, cellular component: mitochondrial inner membrane. Bases 273 to 1703 code for a protein of 476 amino acids. Gene Ontology annotation, biological process: ATP transport; transmembrane transport; ADP transport.